Onthophagus taurus is the source of this 4110-nucleotide messenger RNA. It is a transcript of the gene Cdk12, whose product is annotated as Cyclin-dependent kinase 12. Gene Ontology annotation, biological process: protein phosphorylation; positive regulation of transcription elongation by RNA polymerase II. Gene Ontology annotation, molecular function: ATP binding; cyclin binding; RNA polymerase II CTD heptapeptide repeat kinase activity. NCBI's taxonomy places the organism in Eukaryota, Metazoa, Arthropoda, Insecta, Coleoptera, Scarabaeidae. The record is from RefSeq and is a predicted model, not a curated record. Gene Ontology annotation, cellular component: nucleus; cyclin/CDK positive transcription elongation factor complex.
UUUGGAACGGUACCGAUGGGUGACGUCACGUUUUUUUGACAGAUGACACAUCGAAAUAUGGCGUCCGGUCGAAGGAACGGUUGCAAUAAAAUUUUCAUCUCAAAAAAUUUCAUGAUUUUAUGCUAGAUCGACAAUAAUGAUCGUCUAAAAUAAAUACUAUAUAACUAAAAUCAGCUCGGCAAAGAGUUAUUUUCAUAAAAGCGAGCGACGAUAUAAAGUUUUAACCCGAUGUAAAGGGUUUUCGAAACGCCCGUUCUAUAAAAGACUAUAGAAGGUGUUGUGAUCAGUGAUAAACGUGCGCUAAGUGAUUACCGGACUGCAUUCACUUGGGAAUCUUACUUGAAGGGGGCUCCAGCACUAGGUACUAUGUGCUGGAACGCUCUACGGGGUAGAUAAGAUGGAAAAGGGUCGUCAUGGGAAACAUAACAGGGACAAAAGAAGAAAAAAAUCCAGAUCUAAGGAAGAAAACGGCUCCAGUUUAGAUCAUCAUCGUAUUAUUAAACCUUUGGUUGAAUACUCAGACGUUAGUUCCGACGACCUCUCCGAACCAGAGGCGGGUGAGAUACAAAGUGGUGGUAGUGUGAAUAGUUAUAGUGAUGACGGAGUGACCGGAAUGCAUCGUAACAGUCACAAUUCGGGUCGUUUCGUCAUUGACGAUAAUGUUUAUUACACUAAACCCUAUCACUCGCCUGGUCGGCGACAUCGUCUUGACCCUUCUAUGGUACCAAGAUCACCGUCGCCGACAGCCCUUGUACGAAGAGAAAGAAAACAUAGCGUAUCAUCACGAUCAUCAAGAUCAAGUGAUGUAAGACAUAUUCGAAGAAAGUAUGAGUCCCCAACUCAAGAAAUUCCACGCCAAGUAAUCACUUCACCCACUUAUGAGUAUGAAGAUCGUAGUAGCAAGAAGAGAAAGAAAAAAGAGAAGAAAUCAAAAAAAGAUCGUCGCACUAAGAAGCGCAAGAAGAAAUCUAAACAUCGUUCGAGAAGUACUAGUUUAAGUAGCGUAGAAAGUGGUUCGCAAAUUUCGUCUGGUCGCGUUUCCGGUGCUGCUGCGAUCGAAAAUAACGAUGUCGUUUUGUCUGAUUGGGAAGAAGCGGACGGUGAAGCAGCGUCCGCUGUUUAUAAGCCAUCAAAUGUUGCUAAAUUAGAUCCAUCAACGUGUUCUCCAGUCUCAAAUGACAGUCGAAUUGAUUCUCCAGAAGCUGAAACAACUAGAAGUGGUGCAAAAGGCAACAGCCCUCCCCUAACAGAUCAAAAUACACCCCCAUUACAUACAAGUAAAAUGAUGGAAUCGCCCCAUACUCCACCGCCACUUAAAUCUGUUCGAAAUCAUAUUAAUUCUUCUUCAACUGAAGUAAUCGAUUUAAUAAGAGAUAUAGACAAUAGCAAAUCCCCUACAGAAGUUGAAAUUGUUCAGGAUAGAAGGAGUACUUUAUCUCCUUUGAUGAGGUCGCCCUAUAGAAAUCCCAGUCCAGAAGUUUCUGUGGGUUAUGGACAUUUACAAACAAGUAUAUCACCAACAAGGAAGAAGAGAAUGUGUGAAAGAGAAUCAAUUGGAGGACAUAGAAGGGAUCGAUAUCGACGUGAUAAAGACAAGAAGGAUAGAAGGAAAUCCUCAAGAAGUCCAAGGAGGAAAUUAUCUAGAUCACCCAGUUGGAAUAAGGGUGGACAUUAUAGUCAACAUCGAAGUAUACAAGACAUGUCAGAUCACGUCCAGAACAAAUCCUCUACUAACUCAGAAUUCCGUAUGUUUAGAUCGCCAAGUAGAUCAAGACACAAGAAAUAUCGUUCCAGAAGUCCAAUAAAAACAAGAGAAAGGUCGCGAAGUCCUGUACGAAAAGAAAGGUUACCAAGAAGUCCUUCGCCACAUUCAGUAAGACCGUCAUUAUUAAAGAAUAAAAUCACCGAUACAAGCCUAUUUGCCGAAUUAGUUAAAGAUCGUCAUAAACGCGAAUUAGAACUGCAAAAGUUGCUAGAAAAGAAAACCGAAUCAGGUCCAUCCGAAGAAUCGCCACAAUCCUCAACGGCGACGAGCGUUGCCCCAACGGCGUCGCGAGCUGAAGAUCAAGUUGAUUGUUCACAAUCAAUAAACACCGAACCAAUUCCGAUGGAUAUUGAUAACAUUCCUAUUCCUUCCGACGAGAAAAUGACCCCACCGAAAAUUAAAUUAGAUGAAAUAAAUUUACCCGGUGUCACAAAUGUUAAAGUACAAGACAUCACAUUACCUGAAAGUACCCCACCAUUACCAACCUCUGGAGAUCAAUCAAAUGUAUCCGGUACCGUUUCUAAAGAGAUGGCUGUUAAACGGAAUAUUAUUAACAUAGAUCCAAAAACAAACACAAAAAUUAAAAGUAUCACUAAAAUGCCUUUACCUCCUGGUAUUAAACAAACCGAUUUAGAAGCUAUUGAAUCGCCUCCGAGUAGAUCACCAAGUCCUACUACAAUGGCUGCAAAUUCAAAAGCUAAAACACCGCCAAGAAAGACUAUUAUGAAUUUACCAAUGCCACCUGUCGUUUCAGGUUCUGAAGAUUUAAGCAACGACGAAGAUGGUCCAAACACACCACCAAGGAUUGGUACAUCAGCUGUAAAAUUGUUAGAUAAACGUGGACAACCCAAACCGAAAUUAAAGCGACCGAAAAUAUUGAAAAGGCGAACAUCUAGAAGUUUACAAAUUCAUCAAAAAGAUUGGGGUGAACGUUGUGUUGAUGUUUUUGAGGUUAUUAAUCAAAUUGGAGAAGGAACUUAUGGCCAAGUUUAUAAAGCGAGGGAUGUCCAUGCGGAUCAAUUGGUUGCUUUGAAAAAAGUUCGACUUGAAAAUGAAAAGGAGGGCUUUCCAAUAACCGCAGUGAGAGAAAUCAAAAUUUUGCGUCAACUCAAUCAUAAGAAUAUUGUAAAUUUGAGAGAAAUUGUUACAGACAAACAAGAAGCAAUAGAUUUUAGGAAGGAUAAGGGAUCAUUUUAUUUAGUCUUCGAAUACAUGGACCACGACCUGAUGGGACUUUUAGAGUCUGGAAUGGUCGAUUUUAACGAACUGAAUAACGCUUGUAUAAUGCGUCAGUUACUUGAUGGCCUCAAUUAUUGUCACAAAAAAAAUUUCUUACAUCGUGACAUAAAAUGUAGCAAUAUUUUAAUGAACAAUAAGGGAGAAGUAAAAUUAGCAGAUUUUGGGUUAGCGCGUCUUUAUAACGCAGAAGAUCGUCAAAGACCAUACACAAAUAAAGUAAUCACGCUUUGGUAUCGACCGCCAGAAUUGCUUUUAGGCGAAGAAAGAUAUGGACCCGCCAUAGAUGUAUGGAGUUGCGGAUGUAUUUUGGGGGAAUUAUUUUUAAAGAAACCUUUAUUCCAAGCAAACGCUGAAAUGAUGCAAUUAGAGAUGAUCUCGCGAUUAUGCGGAACUCCUACUCCUGCAGUUUGGCCUUCCGUAAUCAAACUUCCACUUUUCCAUACGCUAAAACCGAAAAAAAUUCAUCGGCGGCGAAUUCGAGAUGAAUUCAUCAUGAUGCCUUCUUCCGCCUUGGAUUUAUUGGAUAAAAUGUUAGAGUUAGAUCCUGAAAAGAGAAUUACUGCAGAGGAUGCUCUUAAAUCCAAUUGGUUGAAAAACAUUAAUCCUGAACAAAUUUCUGCACCAGAAUUACCAACGUGGCAAGAUUGUCAUGAAUUAUGGAGUAAAAAACGAAAGCGUCAAAUGCGCGAACAGGAAGCAAUGCAAACUAUACCACCUGGAAAACCACCGGUAACGACGACGACAUCUUCGCGAGAUUCAAAAUUAUUUAUGAAAAAUGAGGAUGCGGCCGAGUUUGGAGGAUCUUCAAAAGGUUUAAAAAUGGAUGCAUAUGAUUCUGCUGUACUUUCGUACGCUUUAGCGACGGCUCAACACAAAAGAAACAUAUUAGAAAUGCUUCCAAGUACUUCUUCAUCUUUACAACAAACGGAAGAAAUAUCAUUAACACCACCAACAAGAAAAGAGUACAAAGAAAAUUUGGAUGAAAUAUUAAUAGAGCGUCAGCGGAAUACUGAACAUUCUUAAGUAGAACUUUUCAAAUCUUGUACAAUACCAUGUAUUAUUAUAAAUCUUUUCUUGAAAAUAAACAUUAUUUAUUGUAAAAUUAA